Molecule: messenger RNA, 1501 nt
Organism: Melanotaenia boesemani (Boeseman's rainbowfish)
Lineage: Eukaryota; Metazoa; Chordata; Actinopteri; Atheriniformes; Melanotaeniidae
Exons: 6
Coding region: 406-1098 (230 amino acids)
Source: RefSeq, a predicted model, not a curated record
AUAAUUUACGGGCCUUGCUGGGUAAUGUUAGCUAAACUUUGCAACCUAUUUCACUGUUGUAAAUACUGUAGCUGUUAAAACAACCAAGUCUCGCUAAUUUUAUUCUGUCGUGUUUAGAAACGUUUGUUUUCUGUAGCUCUAAUGCUUGACCAGUUGCGUAGUUUUAAUAUGCUCAUUUGCUAAUGUGGCUCUGUGAGUCUUGAGAUUCAGACUGAGAGGGGGGACUGUGAUGGCGCCUGCAUCAUAGUGUUGCACCGCUGUCUGUUUUCUGGCAUAUCCCCUUUUCCUCCUCCGGGGAACCAGUUCGCUGAAAUUAAUGUAGUAACGUUUAUUUUCUUUGUGAAUGCAACUGCACGUCUUCAGACGCUUAGUAUAGUAAUUGUGUUAACGCUUCGUCAUAUAUGAAUGUGGUGCAUUCAAUGGCAGCUGGGAGCUAAGAGCUACUUUUGUAAUCUGAAAAAAAUCAAGACAACACUUAGAGAAAAAAUUGGUAUACGUCGUGCGUCAGUGAGUUAUUGUCAGACUAUAUCACAGAGUCCAGCAAAGCAGCCGAGACUUGAAAGGAGCUCUUCAACUGAAAGCUGUGAAACCAUGGACUUUGAAGACCUGCCUGCGAUGAGUUCAUCAAACGAAGCUGAGAAUGACACCACAGCUGCUUCUGCCCAGGAAUCAACACAUGAAAAAGAGCAGGAGAAACGGGAUUCUACCUGUCGAGGAUCUACAAAUGUUGAUCAGACAACCACCAAACAGUCUGAAAACAAAGAAAUCAGAUUUAAAGAUGAAGAUGAGGAAGAGGAAUUCAGCACGUCAUUAAGUGUGGCUGAUGGACACCACCUAGUGGAUUUGGGAAGCUCAUCAGAGUUCAUAGUUGAUGAAGAGUGCAUCCUGGAGCUCUUCAAGUCAUGUCAGAAAUGCAACCGACGAUGUACAAUUACAAAAAACAUCCAAGGACUAAAGCUUGUUGUUUAUCAGACAUGCUGUUUCUGUCAGAACUACUUUGAGUGGAGCAACCUGCCAGAUGAGGAUGAUAAGCCGGACAUUGACUUGCAGAUUGAGGGACAGAACACAGCAACAUCGCCAAGCAGUAAUAGAAGUUGACUCUUUGAGGCCUGGCAUUUCUAUUGUUUUUUUCUCUGGGACUGCAACAGAACCAUCAGCACCUUUUUUCUUAUGUUCUUUCCUCUCUGGUGACAUAUAUUGAAAGACAUUGAAGAGCUACAAGCAUUUUCUAGCUGCAAGUACGUUUGCCUCUGCUCAUCAUAGCAGUUUCUGUUCUGUGGUCAUUAAGUAUGAUUCAUGCUGGCUGGGGAGGGAAGAUUUCCAUUGUCAAUUUAAAUGGAUGAUGGGUCAGCAGAUAAAAGAUUAAAACUUGCUUCUGUAAAACUAAACUCAUAGUUUCCCAGAACAAUGUUUAGGAAGAUUUCCUCCUUCGCUGUUUUUACCUUUUUUAUGUCUUUGUGUCAGCUGAGUAGCAAGCCCAGUAAAAAGCCUUUAUGCAGUU